Ilex paraguariensis (yerba mate) is the source of this 184-nucleotide messenger RNA. The record is from the annotation of a GenBank genome assembly. NCBI's taxonomy places the organism in Eukaryota, Viridiplantae, Streptophyta, Magnoliopsida, Aquifoliales, Aquifoliaceae.
UCAACGUUUCCUAGAUACCACAACCCAUUGUCAACAAAACGAGUGUGUCUCACACAUUUCUUCAUCUUUGGUUUUUCGAUCUGCGAAGAUCUUGCAGAGAGAGAGGAAUAAGGAGGUUUUACCAGGUGAGCAUCUUUUCUCAGAGAGACAGAUAGAGGAGCAAGGAAGUUUAGCAGGUAAUUAA